UCAUCUAUGCUCUCCUUUUGACUCUUUUAUCAGCUGAUUACUCACGUUGUUCAAACUCAAUGUAACUGUUUAGUUGUGCAGUUGAAUCGUUUCAUCUUAUUUUUUUAAACUGGAAAUUUUGCUUCUUUUUUUUAUUUCUUGGUAUUAUGGCUGGUUUUCACGGACAUGGACACUCACAUGGACACUCUCAUGGACAUUCACACGGACAUUCUCAUGGACAUUCUCAUGCUCACUUGCCGGUAGCAUCAACAUCAACCUCUUCAUCGCCUCCGCCUCACGCUAUCGAAACUAGGUGCUGUGUUGAUUCCAUUUUGACCAAGAUAACUACUGAUUUUCCGAUAGAUCAAUUUUGGCAAGACAAUUUUAAAUUUGAUCUCGAAGCAUACGGUGACUAUACACAUUUAAAGUUUCUCCUCAAAAAAUAUACAAAACCUAAGGAUUCAGUGUGCAUCUUGGGCGCCUCUAAUGGACCAAUUGGACAUUGGUUGACUCUUAAUGAAGUAAACAAUAUUGUCGUGUUAGACAAGGAAACCACAUCCAUUGCGUCGUCGAGAAAACAGAAAGUUGAUUUAAAAGUAAUUCCAACCGAUCUCAUGGACAUAGAAGAUCCAGAACCAACUUAUACCGUCCUUAUUGAUAAAGCUGGUAUAGAUGAAGUGUACUACGCAAAUUUUGAUAUGAGCAACGCUUUGGAAAAAGCAUUAACAAUGGUUGGUGCUCGUUUGGAUAAAGAGUCGAGGCUUUUGAAAAAUUUUGGUCGACUCAUGUUCCUUACUCGACUGCCUGAUACUAUGAUGCAAUUUUUGGUUUCCUGGUUUAAAGAUGUUAGCCAAUUUUCGUGGAUCGUUCGUUUUCACCGAAUAACCCGAGUAGAAGAGUUUUACCAGAAAGAGAAAGGACAAUAUAAUUUAGUUCUUCCAAUGUUUGCAGUUGUAGCCAUCAAAUUAACUUCAGCAAAGGAAAAGUUGCUCAUUGAAACAACUUUCACAUUGACAGAGAAAAUUACUGAACCCACGAGGUACACUGGAACAGAUUGUCUGGCUGAAGUCUAUGAUGCAGUUGACAGUUUGCACAAAUUAAUGAUACUCUCUUCAUGUUUACGGAAUAAAACGAUAGAAGAUAAUGAAAUAAUUGUCGAGGUUUAUUCAGCAGGCAACCCAGAUUAUCCACGUUAUUACAUCUACAUUUGUGAUGCACCUGAAGUUAAAAUUCCUCAAGAUUAUGCAAUAUUUAUUGUACCCGAAGGAAGAGAAACUGAAUGGAUCUUUGGAACUCCUGAAGGGCGGAUUCAAUUGUGUGACAAUUCUCGAUGUUUCCGAUUGGCGGUGGUUCACUUAGCUCGACAUCACAUUUAUCCUGGUGGAAUUGAGCGAAUUAAAAGUGAACUUUCAGGUAUUGUGAUGUACUUUGCUCAAGAAAAAGUUUUACAAUCAUUCAAGGAUAAACGUGUUCAAUUUUUAACUGUCAACGAAGAUCAAGGUCAACGCCAAUUGAUGUCCUCUGGUCGCAGUGCAAUUAGUGGUGAAUACUUAAUUGAAGACGUUAUCAUUGACGGUUCCUGGUACCGUCGUUUAGUUUUCCUCGGUUCCCAAAAUAUGAUUCAAUCAGAAGCUCGACUGCGCCAUGUUCGUGAUCAAAUUUGGGUAAUUGACACUGACUAUUUAUCGUGUAGACAUCACCAUGCUUUCCUCCUUGGAAUGGCAGUGUAUCAAGAAUUGGCUGAACCAGAAAGCCACCAUAGUAUGAUUUUAAUUGGUUUGGGUGGUGGAUGCUUUGUUAACUAUUUACAAGCAAAUCUCAAGUUGAAUGGUACUUGUGAUUUGGAAGUUGUUGAUAUUGAUCCUGCCAUGGAAAGGAUAUCAAAAGAAUGGUUUAAUCUUAAAACACGAAAUGAAAGUGUCAACUUACCAUUGAAAAUCAUUAUCGACGAUGGGUUAAAAGUGAUAAGUCGAGCAUCCGAGAGCCAAGCUAAAACAUAUUCUGUAAUUAUGCUUGAUGUAAAUAGCGACGAUCAACAGUCGGGUCUUAGUUGUCCUCCGGAAGCUUUUGUUGAGGAUGAAUUUAUGGAACAAAUUGUUAAAUUAAUGAAUCCAAAGGCGUCCAUAUUUAUGGUGAAUUUGGUUACACGUAGUAAAGAUAAACGGGAACAAGUUGAAAGAAGGUUACUCAAGUAUUUUGAUUUCGUUUACGCUUUCAAGUUUGACAUUUAUGUUAAUAUUGUCUAUUGGUGUUUUAAAUCAGUCAAGCCAGCUAAUUUGGUUGUGAGAGAAAUUUUCGGUCCUAAAGCUUCCAAGGUUGCAACUGAACUAUAUGGUAAAGUUGUCCGAAAUAAAAAUAUAAUAGGCAUGUUGAUAGAUAAAUCAAGUAUAGAUCAUUGUAUAACCAGAGUUAGAUGAAUAGUUGUUUCAUCGAUUGUUAUAUAUGUUAAAUGUUGACAUGACUGUAUUAAAUUGCAUGGAACCAAGAUUAUUCUCGAAAAAAGAGAACCACAAAAAAAAUUAACAACAAAUUAUUUUCUGCCCAAUAAAUGCAUUUCUUUUUCUUUGAAAA
Messenger RNA from Tetranychus urticae (two-spotted spider mite), 2550 nucleotides. RefSeq names its product eEF1A lysine and N-terminal methyltransferase homolog. The record is from RefSeq and is a predicted model, not a curated record. NCBI's taxonomy places the organism in Eukaryota, Metazoa, Arthropoda, Arachnida, Trombidiformes, Tetranychidae.